AGUUCUUGAUUGUGUUUCCCCACAGCGAAACGUUUAUUUUUUUCUGACCUAAGGCCUGGGGCUGGUGGUCCCCCCCUGGGAACUGAACCGCAGGCACUGGGUAGCCUUUGGGUUUAGCGAAAAAUUCCAUUCCUAGGGGGUCCCUUCUUGCUCAGGGGGGACUCACUAUGUGGGUUGAAGAACCCCCCUGAGUGCUGGAGUCUCCUGGGGAUAGGUGGCUAUUCUGGAGCUCCAGGGGCUGAUCCACUCUCUCUCUCUAAGCUUUCCCCUUACCUUGGAGGUCUGUGGGUCAGGCUCUCUCCGGUGGUGGGGGUUUUCUGUGCGGUCUGGGGCUGCGACUGGGUCGUCCUGGAUUCCCUGGAGCGUUCAUUGCCGUUUUCGAAUUUGGCGCCAAAACCGGCGUCUCACAGAGCCGGCGGCGCAGGGCAAUGACGUCACACGCGCGGCGCGUGUCACUUCCGGGUCGGCUCAGCAAAGAUGGCGCGCUGCAGCUCCAACACGCCAGUCGGCUUCCCACGGCACCGGAGACACACGAAAGGGCAGCAGCAGCCGAGAGAGAGCGGCGCCUUCAUCCUCACGCGAUGGAGCGAGAGGUCCGGUCGUCUACGACCCCGGCUGCGGAGGAGACCACAGGGGGUGAGUCUUCCUGGACACAGGUAUGGUGGGUUGGGACCCAGUAGUUGUUCCCUAGUAUUUACAUACAUGCCUGUGUAUCCUUUUCUUUCUAGGGGAGGAUUUUGUUGCCCAGGGGGGUGCUAGUCGUUCAGUUAAGGACACUAGUCGCUCUAAAAAAUGUGGCUAUUGUAGUGGCAAGUUACCCUCAGAUUAUUCCAAACCCUUUUGUGCUAAAUGUAUCAUUAAAUUGGCAGGGAAGGAGACCUCUGAAAUUCUGAAAGGAUUUCUUGAGGUCCAGUCUGAGAUGCUUUCUACUCUUAAAGAAUUUCAUGUGUCUUUAAAGAGCAAAGAGCCUGAAGCCCCCAUCGCAGGGCCCUCUUCUCAAGAAAGUUCCUCUUCGCAGAUUUUUAGAGUCCGCCAGGAAUCCCUUGGUUCCUUAGUAUCUGACUCUGAAGAUUCAGAGAUUCCUCCUCAGGAGGAAGGUUCUGUUGGUCAGGCGGAAGAAGAAAAUGAGGAUACUAGGACAGGCAGAUAUGUCUUUGCUGCCGACGACAUGGAAGGUCUCCUUGAGGCAGUGUACGCCUCCGAGGAGAUUCCACAGCCUACGGAAGAAAUUUCCACACAGGAUGCUCCCCUCGCGCAAAUUUCCAAACAGUCGGACCUCUCCUUUGAGGACACAGGCAACUUGAAAGAUCCUAUGGAUCGGCGGGCAGAGACCUCCUUGUGUAGGGCCUGGGAAGCUAAUGCGGCUGCCUUGAGCCCCGCAUUGGCUUCGGCCUGUAUUGCUAGGAAUGCUAAUUCUUGGAUCUCCAAGUUGAUGGAACAUGUGUCCCAGGGUUCAGACUCUAAGGGGAUUCUAGAAUCCCUUCAGCUCAUAGGGAGCGCAGUAGCUUAUUUAGCAGACACCUCAGUAGAGACGGUACGUUCUACCGCAAAGACAGGAGCCCUCCUCAACUCUGCCAGAAGAGCAGUAUGGGUCAAGAUGUGGAAUGGGGACCUUGCGUCUAAGAACCGCCUUUGUGGUCUUCCCUUCGAGGGCUCCCUUCUCUUCGGUACAGGCCUGGAUCAGGCCCUGACUAGGUCCUCAGAAAAAGGGGUGCGUUUUCCUACUAAGCCUAGACAAAACAAGAAAAAGUUUUUUCGAGGCCCCCAGGGGGGGUUUGGAGGUAAGAACCGUUCCUCGGAGAAGAAGCCCCCUUACAACAGACGUUGGGGUGCUGGGAAGGAAAAACAAAAAGGGGGUAUCCUUUUUUCCAAUCCAAAACCCAGCGACAAGGACUCCAAAUGACGGGAAGGUCGGGGGAAGACUCUCCCAGUUCCUUCCCAGGUGGGAGAGUAUUACUCAAAGUCCCCACAUUCUCCAAAUCGUAAGGGAGGGGUACAAACUAGAGUUCCGUCAGCUUCCCCCUCCAAACUUUAUUCUGACUCACUUACCCAAGGACCCUCUCAAGUCAGCAGGCCUUCUGCAAAAUGUCUCAGAACUGGCACAACAGGGGGUCAUAGUUCCAGUCCCUGUGUACCAGAGAGGGUUGGGAGUGUACUCCCACAUCUUUGUGGUCCCCAAGCCUUCAGGCAAAUUUCGAUUGAUUAUCAAUCUAAAACCCCUGAAUACCUCCCUCCUCCACAAGAGGUUUCGAAUGGAGAGUAUUUACAGCCUCAGGAGGCUCCUACUAAGAGAGGUAUUCAUGGUCACCAUCGAUUUAAGAGACGCGUACCUCCAUGUCCCAAUCUUCUUGGGUCAUCAGAGGUUCCUCAGGUUUGCGAUCGCCUCCGCUCAGGGAGUACAGCAUUGGCAAUUUGCUGCCCUUCCUUUCGGACUGGCCUCCAGUCCAAGGGUCUUUACCAAGGUCCUGGCGGAGGCGAUCGCUUUCCUGCACCUACAAGGGAUAGCGUUAGUCCCCUAUCUCGACGACUUGAUACUAUACAAUCAAAGUCGAGAUCUCCUUCUUUCGGAUCUAGCCACUGUGAUGACUACCCUCGAGUCCUUGGGUUGGAUCAUCAACAAGGAGAAAUCCUCACUCCUUCCAGAGCAGAAGAAACUCUAUCUAGGGUUUCUGAUAGAUUCCUUGGAGAGGAAGCUCUUUUUACCCAACGACAAGAUCCGGGGUCUCAUGUCAGUGGUCAGAUCAACGUUAGAAGGAGUAGAGUCCUCCUUCAGGGACAUCAUGAGAGUUCUAGGCCUAAUGACCUCCUGUAUUCCAGCAGUCCCGUGGGCUCAGCUCCACUCCAGACCCCUCCAAUUUUUCCUUCUUUCCUCCUGGGACGGAAGAAGGGAAUCCAUAGAGCUCAGAGUCAGUCUCCCAGAACCAGUGAAGCUCUCACUGGGCUGGUGGCUCAUCCCACAGAACCUACAGCAAGGUCUGUCGUGGGGCCAGAUCAAUCCGGUCAGGAUCACCACGGACGCCAGCUCAUGGGGGUGGGGCGCACAUCUGGACGAUCUCCGUGCCCAGGGUACCUGGGGACAACGACAGAAGGGGGCCUCUUCAAAUUACCGCGAGCUAUUAGCGGUCGGAGAGGCUCUGAAGGCAUUCGAGGACAGAGUCUUGGACCAGGAGGUCCAGAUCAUUUCCGACAAUGCGACCGCGGUGGCCUUCCUCAACCAUCAGGGAGGCACCAGAUCUCGCACCCUUCUAGACUUGUCCUUAGAGAUCCUGGGCUGGGCCGAGCAGAGAGUUCUCUCACUCUCGGCGGUACACCUGAAAGGGACCCUCAAUCUGGAGGCAGACUAUUUAAGUCGCCAUCCCAUUCUCCAGGGAGAAUGGGAACUAAAUACAGAGAUUUUCAGUCUAAUAUGCCAGCACUUUGGCAGCCCAGAGAUAGAUCUCUUCGCCCGCAGGGCAAACCGGAAGGUGAAGAGGUUCUUCUCUCUCUCCCGAGAACACGGCUCGGAGGGGGUGGAUGCACUGGCACAGGUAUGGAGGUUCCAGCUAGCCUAUGCCUUCCCUCCCUUGAGCCUGAUUCCGAGAGUCCUGCAGAAGGUAAAUCUAGCAGUAGGGAAGUUCAUUCUCGUCACACCCUGGUGGCCCAAGAGGGCCUGGUUUCCCGCUCUAGAGCGAGGGUCAGUGUUGCCUCCCCUUCUUCUCCCUGUCCGGGCGGACCUUCUUCGUCAGGGUCCGAUUUAUCACCCAGAACCCGGCUUCUUCAAGCUGACGGCCUGGUGCUUGAGAGGCGGAACCUGAGGGAGAAGGGCUGCUCCGAGAGAGUUAUUGACACGCUUCUAGCCAGUAGGAAGGUAGUCACUAGGCGUAUAUAUGCCAAAACCUGGGGUAUCUUCUCUCGCUGGUGCUCAGAGAGACAGAAUUCUCAGCAGGAGACCUCGGUCAUCUUAGAUUUUCUCCAAGAUGGAGUAGACAAGGGGUUAGCCACAAGGACUCUAAGGGUUCAGGUGGCAGCCUUGUCGUAUUUUUUGGAUAGACGUCUAUCCCUGGACCCCCUGGUCAAAAGGUUUCUUAUAGCCAGAGACAGGUUGUCCCCAGUUCAGAUCUCUAGGGUUCCACCCUGGGAUCUUUCGUUAGUGUUAAACCAACUUACCAAGGCUCCGUUUGAGCCAAUUGACACUAUCCCCAUCAGGUUACUCACCCUUAAAUUUGCCUUCCUCUUGGCAAUCACGACAGCCAAGAGGAUAGGUGAUAUGCAGGCGCUCUCCAUUAAAGAGCCAUUUUUUCGCUUAUUUGAGGACAGGGUUGUUCUAAGUCAGGACCCCCUUUAUCUUCCUAAGGUAGUGACAAAGUUCCACAGGUCACAGGAAGUAAUCCUCCCUUCUUUUUGUUCAAAUCCCCAGAAUGAAGGAGAAGCUUCCUUUCAUUGUCUGGAUGUUAGACGAUGUCUAUUAGCUUACUUAGAAAGAGUUACAGUCUUUAGACGUUCUACUCAUCUAUUAAUUUGUUUUUCG
This is a messenger RNA of Rana temporaria (common frog), 4507 nucleotides long. RefSeq lists its product as uncharacterized. The transcript has 2 exons. The record is from RefSeq and is a predicted model, not a curated record. NCBI's taxonomy places the organism in Eukaryota, Metazoa, Chordata, Amphibia, Anura, Ranidae. The coding region runs from base 920 to 1903 and encodes 327 amino acids.